This is a messenger RNA of Daldinia loculata, 2007 nucleotides long. Its product is annotated as glutathione synthetase ATP-binding domain-like protein. NCBI's taxonomy places the organism in Eukaryota, Fungi, Ascomycota, Sordariomycetes, Xylariales, Hypoxylaceae. The record is from RefSeq and is a predicted model, not a curated record. Bases 1 to 2007 code for a protein of 668 amino acids. Gene Ontology annotation, molecular function: metal ion binding; ATP binding. The transcript is spliced from 4 exons.
AUGGCAGUAUAUAAGUUGGCUCUGCUCGCUGGUAACGGUGCUUUUAUAUGUCGUUGGACCACUUCACAAAUCACCAAAUGUGUUUCAAACGGCAGCAUAGCACUGCAGACUAUUGAUCUUACCUUGUCGUUGAAUCCAGCAUUAUCAAGCUCGGAAUUCGCACAUCUUCUAGGAAAUAAUGCUAUCUGGAUUCAGAGCGAUAACAAUAAUAUUGAGCCUGCCAGCACGGAGUCCUUUGGCUCACGAGAGGCUUUCCAAUUUCUCGUGAAUUGCCUUCAAGCCACCAAAUCGUCCGAGAAGAGACUCGUGAGACUUAUUACCCCUUUACAGAGAGGUACAGUUAUCAGGUCAGAUAUCAUCCCCCUUCGACUCAAGGGUGCUUUCGGUGUCGAGCGGGUGGUGUCCUUCUUAACGCCGCUCCAAUCGCUUUCUGGGGAAGCCGUUUGCCUAGAUGUGGUUUCACUCUCUAAACUAUUUCGUUCCUCUGCUGGGGGAAUAUUGCUACAGCAGUCGUUUCCAGGGACCGACGUGGAUUCAGCAGUACCUAUUGUACCUCCGGAAUUCGAGGCUGAAUUUGAAAAUAAGAUGUCUCUGCCCUGGGUUUUACCGAGAUCGACCACUCGGAAGCGACUUGUUCUCGUUGGCAUUAGCUACCGUGCGCCAUCUCAGGGGUCAUGGGCCGUGUAUGCAUGCGAAGCAGCCCGUGCCCUUGGAAUUGACCUCGUCAUUAUUGACAAGCCUGGGUGCUGGAUCGAGCGAAGCGAAUAUUCACAGUGGUAUGAGGCAUUCUUGCCUGCUGGUACUUGGUGGACGAACCCGCCUGGCCUCGACAUGGCAGACCAUAUCGUCGAGACAGUCAAGUCGUAUGGCAAGAAGAUCGAUGGCAUCGUUGCUUUUAUAGACUCGUUUCAAGCUACGGUCAGCCGAGCAGCGGAGAAGCUUUGCCUCCCGCACCAGCCCGCCGAGUCGUAUGAAAUCGCAACCGACAAAUAUCAAGUAGGCAUUGCCGAAGGCCGUAAUCCAUUCAACGGUUCGACAGUCGAAGAGGCCCUUGAAUUUGCCUCGGCGGAGGACCUUUCAUACCCCCUAAUUCUCAAGCCACGCUUAGGCCUUAACUCAGAAGGGAUCGUACGAGUGAACAACGCAGCGGAGAUUCAAGCCGGGGUAGAUAUGAUACAGAAGACCUUCUUCAAGUCAUUUACGAUGGAGAAGUAUUGCGAUGGCCCAGAAGUCGACGUUAACAUGAUCUUACUGGAUGGCGAAAUACUCUUCUGCGAGAUCUGCGACGACUUCCCAAAGCCGGGAGAUCAAAGCGACAUGACGGUCCCCGCCUCUCAAAUGAGCUUCUUGGAAACAUAUCUCGUCCACCCUUCCGCUCUUCCACCUCCUGAGCUAGAGAUGCUUCAGAGUUCCAUCGGCGCAACUCUCCAGCGAAUCGGAAUUUCUAGUGGCGUCCUACACGUAGAAGCUCGAGUUCAGCGAUCAUCCGUCGAAUACCGCUCUGAUGGCGGCGUUCUAGACUUACAGCCAAUUGAAAAAGCGACAACAUCCGCUCCUCCAACUCCCUGGAUUUUGGAAAUCAACCCACGACCUCCGGGAUCUACUGCCAGCCGUAUCGUAGAGUCAGUCUACGGAAUUGAUUAUUUUGGCGUCGCCCUGGCCCUGGCUAUCGAGGAUAAGGAUCGAGCUAGAUCACUAUCCCUCCCAUUCCAAAAUGGCGCCCAGCAUACCGGAGUGCUCGUUUUCAUUGGCGCUGAUUUCGACGAAACCUGCGAGGGCAUCUUUGAUUCGGAUGACAUCUGCAGCGAAUUGUUAGGCCGAAGACCUGACCUAGCGAAGAAUAUUAAUCGCUACGGUUGUCUUGUGAAAAGGGGCCAGAAGGUCCCACACCCCAGUUCCGGAGCAAACACAUUUAUAGCUUACUUCAAUGUGUUCUCGAAGUCAAGAAAAGAAGCACUAGAAAUUGCAGUUGAAGUGAGGAAGGAAGUCAGGUACUCAUUCCGUUAA